UAGAUAUGAAUCAUAUAUAUAACAACAGAGCAGAAUACAGAAGAAUAACAAUAGUAUUACACAAGCGAACUGAUCUAAAAACUAGUACAUAAUGCGUCUGAAGUGGAUGCAAGAAAAAAGGAAACAAAUGUGUAUAGGGUAUAAACUCGAUCAAUCCUGCGAUAGUAUCAUCUCAUACACAACCAGUGGAGACCAGUUCCCCAAGGAUAAGUUGCUGUUUAAUUCGAUGGUGGAGGUGAGAGGGAAGUCACUGAUGGAAUCGUGGUUGGAAUGGUGGGGAGUGAAGGGAUUGUAGUGGGGAAGGCGGGGAAUGUAGUGGCUGGAAGUGGAGGUAGAGUGAACUUGGGAGCAGUGGGAAGGUUUGGCAGUGUUGGGUUUGGGAGAGAUGGCAUUUGGCUGCCUGGCAAAGAUGGCAUUUGCGUUGUGGGUUUUGGCAGAGUUGGCAAUGGAGGCAGUGCAUUGGGCAUAGGCAGUGGAGGGAAGCCCUUGGGAAUCGGAAUCGAAGGAAUUGAAGUUUGCAAUAGGUGCCUGGCGGCGAAACUCAUGUUAAUGCUUGACAAACACAAUGCUGCUACGAUGAUCGAUAAUAGGGAACAACGCUUGAGACCUGCCAUAUUGGUCAAAACAUAAGAAAUUGAAUAUGUGUUUCUUGUUCGAGUUGAAGGAAGAAUUAAUGGUAUUUAACAAUUUCUAUUUUAUA
Molecule: messenger RNA, 700 nt
Organism: Argentina anserina (silverweed cinquefoil)
Lineage: Eukaryota; Viridiplantae; Streptophyta; Magnoliopsida; Rosales; Rosaceae
Product: protein argonaute 3-like
Exons: 1
Coding region: 271-630 (119 amino acids)
Source: RefSeq, a predicted model, not a curated record